Ostertagia ostertagi is the source of this 744-nucleotide messenger RNA. NCBI's taxonomy places the organism in Eukaryota, Metazoa, Nematoda, Chromadorea, Rhabditida, Trichostrongylidae. The record is from the annotation of a GenBank genome assembly.
AUGCCAAGUUGCUGUUCCUCCAGAUCCCUGAUUCUGCUCGUGUUUGUGUUGCGAGUCUUCCCUUUCCCUGUUGGUCAAGAUGACGGCAGCGGUAUGGAUUGCAAAUGCCCGUGUCCAGAAGAACCGACGACCACCAGUCCUGCUCCGACCGCUGCCUUAGCACCUGCUCAAGCUUGUGGUAGUCAAACUCCGAACCGUGUGGAUGCUGCUGCUGCUGCUGUGAAACCAGCACAGCAAGAAUAUUUGGAGGAACCCGCAAGAUUUCCGGAAGAAGGCGUCAUCUGUCCUGAUGGAUGGAGCCGCUACCAAGACUCGUGCUACUACAUGGAGUCGGCCAAGAUGGGUCUAAUCGAGGCUGAGAGAGCAUGCAAUGAAAAGGGAGCUACGCUGUUCAUCGCUGACUCCAUUGAGGAAUUUAACGAAGUAAUGAAAGAGACACCCCCAUACUUCUGGAGCUGGAUUGGCCUUGGACAGAGCGAGACUGACUCAUACCCGCGGUGGCAAGUUGUUCUACCAGACGGCCCGUCGCCUAUGAGUGCGCCCUCCCGUCCGGAAGGCCAUCAUUUGGCGGAAAUGGUUGAUCCUGCCGUUCGCGUCGAUGCCAACGGAUGGUCUUCAGCUGCCACAUGUGCCGCCUAUUACAACAUGAAAUCCAUUUCGGGCAGUUACCUCUACUUCUACCCAUGUUCCUCGCUCUACCACUCUGUUUGCGAACGAAACACGACUCUCAGUAACCUAUACUGA